Molecule: messenger RNA, 2073 nt
Organism: Ustilago hordei
Lineage: Eukaryota; Fungi; Basidiomycota; Ustilaginomycetes; Ustilaginales; Ustilaginaceae
Exons: 1
Coding region: 1-2073 (690 amino acids)
Biological process (GO): sucrose catabolic process
Molecular function (GO): sucrose alpha-glucosidase activity
Source: RefSeq, a predicted model, not a curated record
AUGUCACCCGCUUCAACUCAAGAUUCCCUUGCUUUUGCAGACUCAGCGCAGCCGCCUGUUUCCGAACCCGCCUCCGGCAAAGAUAUUUACCUUCCUCACAAAGCCACGCUAGGUUUCAAGUCUUCUGCGCAACAGAAUGGCGUGCGACCAAACCAAUUAGAUCUGCCGCAAUUGCCUUCGACCCCAAUGCAAGACAGUCUUCCAUCCACCGAGUCGGAAUUCUCUGGUACUGCAUCACCCGCUACAUCUGGCUUUGCUGCUGCUUUUGCUCCUUCUUCCCCAGCUUCUCCCAGCGCACUGAUCGCUUCUACUCCUGCCUCUUCCAACGCUUGCUCUCCACUCGAAGAGCUCGAAGAAGCAGAUAUGCUUAAAAACAACGCAGCAUCAACUACAGCCACCACAUCGGAAGAGCCCAAAGCACUCUUUGACCAAUGGAGACCAACUUCGCACCUCCUCGGCCCGCAUGGAUGGAUGAACGAUCCUUGCGGUCCCUCUUAUGACUCACGUACAGGUCUCUACCAUCUCUGGUAUCAGUGGAAUCCAAAUGCCUCCACGUGGGGCAGCAUCUGCUGGGGACAUGCGUACAGUCUAGACAUGAUUCACUGGACUUCGCGUCCACGACCUGUCAUCGUCCCUGGCGGCAACAGCGACCACGAAGGAAUCUUUACCGGUUGCGUCCUCCAACGUUCACCGCUUGGAACAGCCGAAGAAGCAGCCGAGACAGGCGAAAUGACCGCCAUUUACACUGCCGUCUCCCAGCUCCCCAUCCAUCACACCCUACCUUACAACUACGGAAGUGAAAAAGUCGUCCUCUCCACCUCUUCUGAUGGAGGCGAGACCUGGAUUCCACAAGGUGUAGUGCUCAAUGGUCCACCAGAGCAUCUCGACGUCAUUUCUUGGCGUGAUCCUUAUACCGCUCCCUGGCCCUUGCUCGAUAGCCUUCUGGGUCGGGAAGGCAAUCCUGGGCUGUACGCACUCAUCGCAGGCGGAAUUCGAGAUACGACACCCACCAUCUUUGCUUAUUCCAUCAACCCUACCGAUCUCAGCCAAUGGACUUACAUCGGCACACUAGCUGACGUGGGUCCCAACCACAAAGCUGCUCCUUACGGUGUCGAUCUCGGGAAAAACUGGGAAGUUGCCAACUUUUUCGCCAUCCCCGAUCCUCACUCCUCGGCAGAGGCUGAAUAUCUUUUGAUUAAUGUUGAGGGAUGUACUGAGCCUGGACCGGCACGUGCACCUGUCUAUAUCAAGCUGGAUCUCGAAGCAACUCAGAUGCAGCAGCCGGAUGGGAUCCGAUUGCAGCCUGGCCAUGUUGGGUUGCUCGAUCAUGGUUGUCUCUAUGCUGCUAGUAGCUUUCAUGACGAGAAGCACGAUCGUAGGAUCGUGUGGGGUUGGAUUACUGAGGAUGAUUUGCCAGAGGAUUACUACAAUACCCAAGGUUGGGCUGGAUUGAUCUCGUUACCGAGAGAAAUGUUCCAUCAUCCUACUUCGAGCGAGUUGGGCAUUAGGCCUGCUGAGGAGGUCUUCAAGCUGCGUCAGGGUGCACAGCACAUCGCUCUUUCUACUCAAGAUUUGGAACCAACCACUCUGAUCGAACUGAUAGAAGCUGCGAUGGGUGGUGCGACGGAGUUAGCCGCAGCAAAGGUCGAGGCGGUUGCCAGCCGAUCCUAUGAGAUCGAAAUGGAUUUGACUCCAGCUCAACCAGGGAUCGUAGUUGCUCACAGUGACGACCUUUACACUCGCACCCUCAUCUACAUUUCCGACCAUGGUCAGCUCGUUGUCGAUCGCACACACUCUGCAGGCAAAACAUCGGUCAUCGCAAAGGACAUCAAGGUCAACACUUCAACCCUCUACGCUCCCGUCUCGUCGACACAGAGCGGCAGUCACAAGUUGAGGCUGUUCAUGGACAACUCGGUGCUUGAGAUCUUUGCCGAUGAUCUCGUUGCACUUUCUACCCGUGUUUAUCCCGAUGCUGAGGAUGUUGGGCUUUCCAUCCUUGUUCAGCCUGCUGCUGGUGGUGCAGCGGGCGAGAUCAACAUCUGGGCAGGUCUUGAUCGAGCUAUCCUUGCUUAG